Messenger RNA from Leptopilina boulardi, 749 nucleotides. It is a transcript of the gene tko, whose product is annotated as 40S ribosomal protein S12, mitochondrial. NCBI's taxonomy places the organism in Eukaryota, Metazoa, Arthropoda, Insecta, Hymenoptera, Figitidae. Bases 104 to 697 code for a protein of 197 amino acids. Gene Ontology annotation, molecular function: structural constituent of ribosome. The transcript is spliced from 6 exons. Gene Ontology annotation, biological process: translation. Gene Ontology annotation, cellular component: ribosome; small ribosomal subunit. The record is from RefSeq and is a predicted model, not a curated record.
CGCAUUAGAUUAUCAAUGUUGUAGCAAUUGGAGUGUGAUUUAUAAGAGUUUUUAACAAUUUACGAUGAAAUAUUAAUUAUAAAAGGAUUUAUAGUUUAGAAACAUGAGUCUUCUAGUUAAAAGUGUUUCUAACAUCGCUAAAUAUUGUUUAAGAAAUAACAUUCAAGGAAAUGCACCAAAUUUACUGCGCAACUACGUUUAUAGUAAAAAUACAGGAAAUACUACUUCUAUAAUAAAUCGUUUCUCACAUUCAAACUGUGCAGCUGCAUUAUGGAACACAGGGAAAUUAAAUAUAAUGUCUAAUAUAAUGAAGUCAUUUAAUACGACACAGGGAUUAUCGGGACUUCAGUGUACCAGAUAUGGAAGUUCUCUUUGGCAAAUGCAUAAAAGGGGACCGAGAAUUAAAAAACGUAAAAGGCCAAGGCCAUUGGAUGGGAAUCCAUUUUUAAAAGGAGUCAUUCUUAAAACACUUAUUAAAAAACCAAGGAAACCAAAUUCAGCAAACAGAAAGUGCGUUCUGGUUCGUCUUUCAAAUGGGAAAGAAAUGACUGCUUUUGUGCCAGGGGUUGGACAUAAUUUACAGGAGCAUAACGUUGUUCUCGUCCGAUGUGGGAGGGUGAGGGAUUUGCCAGGAGUAAAGGUGAAAUGCGUCAGGGGCAAAUAUGAUCUUCCGCAUGUAGUGAAAAAGACUCAAUAGAUUAUUUUUAUGUUGUUUGAAUUGGUUAUUAAAAAAAAGAAGUGUAAUUUCA